Messenger RNA from Adineta steineri, 1470 nucleotides. Lineage: Eukaryota; Metazoa; Rotifera; Eurotatoria; Adinetida; Adinetidae. The record is from the annotation of a GenBank genome assembly.
AUGUCUUAUCAAGUAGUUUCAACUUUGCCGCUUAACGGUGUUGAGAAGUUUAUGUGCGUGGAUGGUGGAUGGAAUACGAUUGCACAUACUGCUCAUUUGACUGGAAACCCUUCAGUACUGAUUAACAACAUGGCGAAUACUGUUCAAUGUCUUCUAAAACGUCAUCCGCGCAUGCGCACACGUAUACGAGUAGAUGAAAACCAAUAUUUCAUCGAUAAUCUUGAAUACAAUCGUGAGUAUCUACCGAGCGAUUUGUUCGUGUCAGUUACCGAAAUGACUAACGAAUCGUGGCAAGAAGUCGUCGAAUCUGGAUGCAAUCGUGAUCCCUAUACAAACAAUGGAACAAUCAUUUUUCCAACUUUUCGUUUCACUAUUUUAGUCAAUCCCCAACCGACUGAUGUUCAAUCGUUUCAUUUGAUUCUCUUUCAAAACCAUUGCGUUUCAGAUGGUCAAAGUGGAUUUAUACUUAUCAACGAUUUUCUUACUUUAAGCACCAGUCCAAAUCUAAUGGAAAUCUCUGAGCCACUCAAUACAGAAAUACUUCCGUUGAUUGGCUCGUUAAUUCCUCGUCCAUAUGGUCCACUCUAUCAUGCAAUGUCGUUCAUUGCCAAACGAAUCAUUCUAAAAGAACUACGUCAAUUAGGUCAGCCACGUAUUCCUGUCAAAGUAAUUCCUCAUGACGAGUGUGAAUUAACACGAUUUCAGGUUCAACGCUACAAAAUGAAAUUUUUAUUUGCAUCGAGUUCUACUGAUCUUUUUUCUAAAUUACAUCGACAAAGUCGAUUGCACAACGUAACAUUAAAUGGUCCACUUCUAGGAUGCUUUCUGUUGGCUAUUCAUCACUGUUUUCCACUUAAAGACAAAACUCGACUGGAACCGUUUGAGGUUGGAACUCCUUUUAACAUGCGCUCACGUCUUCCUGGUUCGCCUCUGACACCCUUAUCAGUUGGUUGCUUUAUUGGCGCAGGCGAGUUCAAGCUCAAACGAGCUCUUUCUAUUCAAUCGACGCACUUCUGGUCAUUAGCAUAUCAAUGUAUGACAAUCACUCGAGAUCAGCUAAAACAAAGUAGACUUCCUUUGGCAAUGAAUAUUUUCGCAGAUGUAUUAGCGAAUCAGCAUGAAUUCUCUCGAAUCGCUCAGCUUUUUCCAGAAGGACGCCAAUCAGAAAUUGCAUUUUCCAAUGUUGGUAAAUAUCCAUUUCCGUGCGAAUAUAAUCAUGGUGAAGUACGAUUGAGUGGCAUACAUGUUAUUAAUAGUGUUAGCGGUUACCGUAAUUCGUCAGGUGUGUACGCCACUUGUACUGAUAAUGGUCAAUUAGACUUUGCUAUGGCACAUGAAAUGGAAAGCAACGAGAUUGCAAAACAUUUUCUGGACUAUUAUUUAUGUCUGAUCGAGAUUUGUGCAGAUAGUGAACGUUGUAAAAUCGAAACAACUUUAGGUGAACUGCUACAAAUGGUCGAAUUUCAAUAA